CGCGAAAUUCAGAUGGAAGUAGCUUCUGAGGAUCUGCCGUCCGAAAAAAUGCUAAUGUUUUGUGUAGUUUACUGCGGCUCCAAUCGUUCUAACCGAGAAAAGGAAAAGGUGUUUUAUAGAGUACCAAAGAUUGUCGUUGCCAAAGGUGAGACAUGUAAAAAGCUCUCAGAACUACGCCGUAAAAAGUGGAUUUUAAACCUACGUCUGCGGUCGGGAGGAGCAGAGUCUGCUAAUGCCGUGUCUGCAGCGACCACUUUGUCAGAGGCAGGGGCAUCGUCCAUGUGGGCGUCAUGCUGUGGGCUGCUGAACGAGGUGAUGGGCACGGGCACGGUGCGGGCGCAGCAGCCAGGGUUCGGAGCCGGGGCCGGGCCCUUCCGCUUUGCCCCAAGCGCUGGGUACUCCACCUACCCCCCCACCGCCUCAGGGAGCGCCGGGCAGCUGUGCAAAGCCUGUGGACUGGCCUUCUCCGUCUUCAGACGCAAGCACAUCUGCUGUGACUGCAAGAAGAGUUUCUGCGCCCUGUGCUCGGUGCUGCAGGAGGACCUGCGCUGCUGCACCACCUGCCACCUGCUGCGCGGCACCGCCUUCCAGAGGCCGCGGCUCAUGCAGCUCCGCGUCAAAGACCUGCGGCAGUACCUGCUGCUGCGCAACAUCUCCACCGACACAUGCAGGGAGAAAGAGGACCUGGUGGACCUGGUGCUGUGUCAUCAGGGGACGAGAGAAACCUCCACACCGGUGGGGGGAGAGGACGACGACGACGAGGACGACGAGGAGGAACAGGACGAGGAGGACACACAUGAGGACGAGGCGGAGGAGGAUGAGGAGGAGGAGGAGGAAGAUGAAGGGGAGGAGGACACAGACAGUCUGCACUCGCUCCCCCACUCGCGCCCCGCCUCACCCCCCUCAGCCACGCGCUCAGCCUCCGAACAGUCGGUCGUCUCCGCCUCUCAGGGAGAGGUCCUCAGCCCCAGUGACAGCUCAGGGACCACCAGCCAGGAACAAGAGGAUACUCCAACAGCAUCUCUUUUGAACCUGGAGCCCACUGAAACUUUAAUGGAGGUCAGUCCGGCGACGCAGAGAAGGAUCAGGGCCUCGCUGUCUGAUCUGGACAAUGAAGAGGCGAUAGAAAACCUGUCCGUGCGCCAGCUCAAAGAGAUACUUGCCAGGAACUUUGUCAAUUACUCGGGCUGCUGCGAGAAGUGGGAACUGCUGGAGCGAGUGCAUCGACUCUACAGAGAAAAUGAGCAGAACAGGAAAUCCAUGGAAAAUGUGAGCAUAACUGCAGUGGUGGCAUAUCCUCCACCUCUCUGCAACAGUGGAGUUGGAGAUGGUGUCAAAGCUCAGCUGGCGGCUGAUGAUAACUUGUGUCGCAUCUGCAUGGACGCCAUCAUCGACUGCGUGCUUCUGGAAUGUGGUCACAUGGUAACCUGCACCAAAUGUGGAAAGAGGAUGAGCGAGUGCCCCAUCUGCAGGCAGUACGUAGUGCGGGCCGUGCACGUCUUCAAGUCUUAAAACUCUGUGUGUGAGCGUCAGAGCAGCCCUCAGAGCCCCGAAUUUAUCACUGAGGAUGAACUGCUGUGCAUGACGUCUCGCAGGGUCUAAUGCUGCAGCAGGCGCCAGCAACAGCCCGGUGUUUGAAACCAGACUGUUGCCUCUGGCCUUCCACGGUUUGUUUUUCCCCUCCUUACUAACUCAUGUUCCAGACCCACUUCUCCUCCUGGUGGACCGUCAUCAGCUGCACCGGGACACUCACUCUUUCUCUCUUUGGUCUGUUAAACACACAGCAGAAACCCCUGCCAUCACUUUCUGCUCUCUAUUGGCUGUUUAGAUUGAGAUGAGAGAAAGGGGAAGAGAGGAGGGGUCCCACAGAUACUUGAAGCGGAUCGGAUUGUUGUGUGCAGUGAAGAGAAGCAGAAAAAUAUAAGAUCCCAGGGUUAGAGUCAAUAUGGUUUACACAGUCAUGCCACAUGACACCAUGUUAUCUCCCUCAGUGUUCUUUUAGGAUGUGCAAUAUCAGAAAAAAAAAGAGACUUACAUGUGUUUUUAUUAAAUGUCUUAUUUAUUCAUCCGAGCACCACCAGGUCAUCUCGUCUCACACACAGGAGGGUGUAAGGUGCCAAACGUCAUGCCUUUUUGAUCGAUAUUUGGUUAGGAUUUCACAGUUGAUGCAUCUCAUCGCCAGCAAGCUUGGUGUGAUAGUUUACUCUGCUUUUUCCUCAAAUGAAAUUUAGGAAAUAAAGGGUGUAAUAGUAAACAUUUGAACACUUUGCUGUGUGAUGGAUGUCAUCUCAAAUAAGUGCACAGAUAUGAACUGAAAAUAAACUCUUCUUGGUCACACCACAGGCUGUACUACAUUCCUGUUACAUAGCUUGAGCUUAUUGGUAAUUCUACUUGUUUUAAAACAGCAGUUAGACAAAAAAUAUGAACUCAAGGCUCCCUUAGUUGCUUUUUACUAGGUUUUCAAAUUUCACAGGCUUCAUCAGCAGUAAAAGGUCAGCGUCCAUGACCUUACGUCCAUGACAGGAGAUCCUGUGAAUUGCCUCAGAAGUUCAUGUGCUAAUAAAAAGCUAAUAGGUUAGCCUGAGUGAAAGAUUUUUUUUGUACUAAUUUAAUCUAGACAUCAUCCCUCUUUAAAUUUAAAUAACUGCCACCAAGCAAUACCAUUUAGUCUACCAAGUGUCUUUUCUUUGUGUUGUCCGUUGAGUGUGGAAAUCGUGGGCAGGUGACAGGUGCUACUUCCUCUUUUCUGAGUGUGACAUCAACAAACCCUUUGUCAUGUUGUCGAGGCGUCCCUCCGAAUAUCCAACACACAGUGAGAAGUAGAGGAAGCCUUAUUUAUUUUAUCCCGUUAUGCAAAAGAAACAUUUUGUUUUCUUGUCAUGAGAUCCAUUUAACUCAGAUGUCACUAAAAUAUCUGUACAGUAUGCCUGUGGUACUUAAAAAAUAAAUAAAAAGCUGUUAAGUGAAUCGCAUAGAUAGGUGAUAUUGUUGUUUACUUAUAAGUCAUUAAAUGUAUAUUUUUCCAUUUUCUUGGGAGACAACAUGAUUUUCAAGUUAUAAUAACCGUUUUCCAGAAUGUAUCUGCUGGUUUUGCUCAGACGUUUCCUCAUUUAUCGGAUCGUGUCACACCCACCAUUAAAGCCGCGUCUGCCAUGGUCGCGCUUUAUAGCACUUUUGGUCGUUGUCUGCUUCAGAUCUGAACACUGACACCAUGUACUGUAACGAACGCUGUAACUGUACGUCUUUUUGUCGAUGCUGCUGAUUCUAAAAGAUGUCAUUCAUGGGCAGCUACAGUACUUUCAGAGUAAGAGGUCAUCAUGAGCAGCACUCGUAAUCCUGGGUCUUAUUUUGGAAUGUUGAACCUUUUUAUUUUGGUAAACAAGAGAAAAUGAUUUAUUAGAUUCAAUAAAAUGCAGUACUACAAAUCAGAACGUAAAACCCUGCUUUUCAUUUGUAAAUGGCUGGAUUUUGUUCACUUUUACAGUUUAUUGGUUGGCACUUGGUUAAUAAUAUGAAUACAGAUCUGAUAGCAGCAGUGUUUCAGUAUAUCAUUAUGUGUCUUUCUUAAAUUAGUAUUUUGCUGAUUUUCAGGUUUUAUAUUUGUAUUUUGUGCCUCUACUGUGACAUGUUUACAUGCUUUAUUUUUCUCAUACUGCCUGUGCUGCAGCACCUCUUUUCAGCCUGUCU
Eleginops maclovinus (Patagonian blennie) is the source of this 3687-nucleotide messenger RNA. RefSeq names its product ring finger protein 34b (gene rnf34b). Gene Ontology annotation, cellular component: plasma membrane; cytoplasm. The transcript has 8 exons. Lineage: Eukaryota; Metazoa; Chordata; Actinopteri; Perciformes; Eleginopidae. Gene Ontology annotation, biological process: protein K48-linked ubiquitination; negative regulation of extrinsic apoptotic signaling pathway via death domain receptors; proteasome-mediated ubiquitin-dependent protein catabolic process. Gene Ontology annotation, molecular function: ubiquitin protein ligase activity. The record is from RefSeq and is a predicted model, not a curated record. The coding region runs from base 13 to 1512 and encodes 499 amino acids.